UUGCCUAGGGCAGCACAAAACCAGUGGCGGACUGAUGAUUUGGAAACUCGGGCACUGCCCAAGGGCCCGGGGUCAUUAGGGGGGCCCAUGAGAUGCCCCUGGUACCUUUUUCAUAGUCUUUUUUGAGUUUGGGCAAGGACACAGGGGCCCCAUGAUCCCCUAUUGCCCGGGGGCCCCAUGAGUUGUCAGUCCGCCCCUGCACAAAACCUAAAUGCACCACUGGGAUGUCAUGUUCUGUACUAAGCAUUGGAGCCAUUUCUCAACAACUGUCUGUCUGAUC
Staurois parvus is the source of this 280-nucleotide messenger RNA. The record is from the annotation of a GenBank genome assembly. NCBI's taxonomy places the organism in Eukaryota, Metazoa, Chordata, Amphibia, Anura, Ranidae.